GUAACCUCUAUACAUGUUUCCUGAAGAGGUAUUGACAGCUCAGGUUAUAAACUAAAAUAUUGAUAUCGUUGAUUCUGUGUUGGUUUCAGUGAUAGUGGAUAUGUUAUGUUUUGUAAUCAUCGUCGACAAAGAUAGAACAAAUCUUUUGGUGACUUAAGUUUUGGUUUAACUGAUAUGGCUAGAAUUUAAACUAAUCCAUUUUUAUUUAUAUACUUGGGCUGAGAUUUGAUAUUCUACUAAGAUGGACAAUCAAGAAAGUGAGUUACCAUGCUGUAAUCCAAGUGCUCCUGAGUAUUUAAUAGCUGAUUUAGAAAAAAUGAAAGGUGAUGCUAUUGGAGAUACUCUUUAUAGUGAACGUUGGGUACUGAAGACUCUGAUGAAAAUAAUUGAGUAUUCCGAUGAUUCUUGGAAUGAAGAGCUUGAAAGUGAAUUAUGUGCUCUUUGGGAUAUGACUCUAGAAAAAGAUGUGGUCAACUUUUUAAUGGAUCAGAAUAUUUUUCUUAUUGUCACUGAUGCCCUACAAGUAUCACAGAACAACCGUUUCAUUGAGAUUUUGGUUGGAAUAAUUGGGAAUAUGUGUUGCCAAGAAAAUGUACGAACUGAAUUACUGAAAUGUGAAAAUACUAUUACAUUUCUGCUUAAGUUAUUUGAACGCCCCGAACCUCACAUUCUUAUUCAGCUUGUCCGACUGCUACACUCUAUAGCUUGGGAUUUAGUCAAAGAAUCAGGAUUUUCAGCUGUUUGGCUUGAAAGUGAACUUUCAAACUCUCGGCUUUCUAAGCAUAUAUUUUUUAUUUUAAACAGUUCUACUAAUGAGGAAUUGUUAAGCUCUGUUCUAGAAUUUCUCAAUACUUUGUGUGCUUUGGAAAUCAGUGAUAAAGAUUUCAGCCAAUACUUUUGUAGUCCAGAAAUGAUUACUGGAAUGAUAGAAUGUUGGAAAGAGUUAUAUUCUGGCUGGGCUCUCGAUGAAAAUUUCCCGAGUAAAUCUCUUUGUAAAGCUGCAUCUCAUUGGACAACUGUCCUGUCCUCAUUUACAGGUUAUGAAACUGGAAGAACUAUUUUAUGUCACUAUGGUGUUCCUUUAGGAGAAAUUUGUAAAAGAAUCAUCCAAAGACCUGAUGACUGUAUAGAUGACAUUUUGAUUUCUUCUUUAUCAGUUCUAGAUACCAUAAUUAAUGUUUAUUUUGACUCCGAUAUUUUGAAGAGGGUGCUAUAUCUGUUGAACAUGUUGUUAAACAUGCAAAGUUAUGAUGAGACUGAUAAAUUUAAUCGGGACAGUGAUGCCCUUGAAGGAUUGCUUUUAAAUUGCAUUGAAAGCUACUGUUUAUCUGCUAGUACUAAAGUUGUUCAGACUGUUCUCCAUGAAAUUCUUAGUACUUGUCCAGAAAAUCAUGUUCUUCUAUUUUGGAAAUCAGUUAAUGACAAACAAGCUGAUGAUCCAGGAGAAAGAGCUAUUUAGAGAUAACUGGAUGAAGGUAUAUCUGGUUCAUUUCCAUGAGUGGAAUUUCACUUUGAUAAAUAAAUGAACUUACAUUUUUGUUUGAUUUUUUUUUUAUUUGUUUAUGUUUGAGGAUGGCGAUAGGUUCUUUAUUUAUCAAGGAAAAUCGUUUUCUAUGAUUUUUUCUCUGUUAACU
This is a messenger RNA of Nezara viridula (southern green stink bug), 1634 nucleotides long. The record is from the annotation of a GenBank genome assembly. NCBI's taxonomy places the organism in Eukaryota, Metazoa, Arthropoda, Insecta, Hemiptera, Pentatomidae.